This is a messenger RNA of Aplysia californica (California sea hare), 3005 nucleotides long. Its product is annotated as mitochondrial potassium channel. Lineage: Eukaryota; Metazoa; Mollusca; Gastropoda; Aplysiida; Aplysiidae. The transcript is spliced from 2 exons. Bases 7 to 1257 code for a protein of 416 amino acids. The record is from RefSeq and is a predicted model, not a curated record.
UACAAAAUGGCUGCGCCCUUACGACCGACCGGAGUGUUGUGUCUGCUCUCUCGGAUUCACAAUGUGAAAGUCAACAAUCACUUAAAUGUUCUAAAUUUUCCCCAACACUUUUACAGCCACUUCUCUCCAUUAGCUACAUAUAAAUCUAAAGCGGUUUGUGUAUCUUUGACGCUUCCUAAUGGAAGCUCAAGGAGAGAAAAAAAUGUGCUGUCAAAGCAGAAGUCUACCGACAGUUCCACAAGCAGAACACACUUUCCCGAGAAAGUUGGACCGACAAAAGAGGGAACUCUGACCCCCUCAAUGAACGGAGAUUUGAACAACGGCCGUCUUGGUCACUUCAUGCAGAUGUACGAAGACUUUGUCGGACUUACUGAAGUCAAACAUGCCCAAGACAAAGUUGUGAAGGCGGAGCAGCAGUUUCUCCAGGUACAGGAGGACAGACGGACCAUGCAACAAGAACUCACAACGGUGCAGGCAGAGGUUCGAACCCUGGGGGCAGAACUAGAGAAAACCAAUCGCACAGACUCCAAGUACAUCGACCUGGUCAAGAAAGAGCACGAGAUUCUCCUGGUGGAGAAGGACAUGACCAACAGGAUCAAGGCCCUGGACAAAGCCGAGAGGGAUUUCUUCUCUCUGCUCAGCGCUGCCGUCCGCGAGAGCCACGAGAAAGAGAGAGCCCGGGCGGAGAAGACCAAGUACUGGUCCAUCAUCGGCUCAGUGAUUGGAGCUAUUAUUGGAAUCGUGGGGUCGACUGUCAACAACCAUCGGAGGAUGACGCAGAUGAGGGCAAUUCUCACUGAGUCAGGGGAGAGCACUGCAGAGUAUAAAGCUAUGACAGACAAAUUGUUACAAACUAUUAGCCAGAAUUCAACUUCCGAGAGCUUUCAUUUUAUCCAGAACACAGAGAGUGGUGAUGUGAACACACAAAAGCAAAAAUUUGAACCCGAUUCCUUCGUGGUCAGCUCGCAGCUGAUGGAGAAACAAAGGGAGGAAAUUCUACACAGCAUAGAUAAACAAUCAGCGGUUGUUAUUUCUCAACUCGACGAAAUUCACCGACUUGUCGGAGUCCAACGAGCCCAGCAAGGGGAGACAAAUGUGGUGUAUGUCGGGCCGGAGAUCCAGACGAUGUUAGAGAGUACGCGGGAGAGUCUAGGAGAGAGGAUGAAACAGAACACGCUGGCGUCUACUGCGGCUAUCUCCGGCGUGUUGUCCAUUGGCAUUCUGGCGCUGGUUUAUGUCAUCAGAGGCUCAUCUUGACCUGUACCGUCUACCAUUACUACCAAGGGUCUGUCCCCGUGGUUUUAUGCACUCCGCAUAAUUUAGCGAAAUUUGACCAUUUUUUUUCAUAAUUUCUUAUUAUUUUUUCCUUUAUCUUUCUUUGUUAAAAAAAAAAAAAUCGCUUAAUUUCACAUUUUUGGGGUCAGUUUGCUUAAAAUGACGGGGACAGAGGGGAGCUAGCCAGUGAGGAGAGGUAUUCCUACAACUUUCAAUGUUACUUGUGUGGCAUUGUUGUGAAAUCGAGUGCUUGUUAAAAUAAUAUUAUCAUGAAAUCAAAGAAACCUCCAUUUUUCAGCUUGUUGGGCAAUUUUCAUCUUUUUUUUUUUGUUCAUCACAUAUAAUGUCCAUUGAAAAACUCAUUUCUACUGUGCGGAUUUUGCUGAAGAACUUUGACCAAAGGCACAAAAAAUGUACAUUUUUGCAAUUUCCAAGAACACUCAAGCAUGGAAGACACUUAUUGGCAGCCAUUUUCUCGCUGCUAAUUUAUCCUGUAAAACCGCGUGAACCCCCACUUCCUUCAAUCGCAAUUUAUAUCUCAACUUCUAUUUAAAGGAAAGAUGGGUAUUUUUUCAUUAAAAACCAAGUCAAAAGAACAGGCUUUAUUAAGAUGAUACCAAUAACUCCAUAUGGCCAAAAAUUGCCAAGCGCCCAAUUUCACGUGUCGUGACACAUCUGUUAUCAUGAUGAUAGUACAAUUGCUUGAGUCAUUUUUUUCCAGGUUUCCAGAUUAUUGGUAGCCUACCAGUACCGUAUGGUAAAAAUUCCUGUCUUUUUUUAAAUACCUGCAGUAUAGCAGGAUUUUGUUUUAUGUACUAAAAAUCCAAUUAUUAAGACAUUUACAUUUUUGUGCAAAUUAUGUCAUAAAGCUGACCCUGUUUUUAAAGAUUUCUCAAAAAAGAAAAAUAUGACUCGAGCAGUUGUGUUAUGAUUAUGACAGUGACAAUCUGUACAGUAUCAAGGUUACCUACAGGUGUCGCUAAUACUUACAGAACCGGUACCCCUCAAGUAUAAGUAUGGAAUGUUCCAGAAUUUUUAUAUUUAUUGAUAACUCAUGCAAUCGUAAUACAUAGCUCAUGUCUCCUAGAUGAAUGCAAAGUCAGCAUUUCUAUGUGCUCACUUCACAAGGAAAAUCUGAAAUCCCACUCAUUGCCAGAGGUAACCAUAAUCAGUGUACGGUUCCAACGACACAAUUCUGCUUGAAUUUUAAAUCCACUUCUACUUUAGUUAUUUAGAUAUUUAAUGCCACUCUCCAUUAAUGUAUUUUUCACACACAUUGAAAUUUGAUUAUGUUUGGAGAAAAAUAUAUAUGUAGGUCUCAAAAGAACAGAUUCUUUGUGGUUUGAUUUUUUAAUUUAAUUCUUUUUAAAAUAUUAGGAUCAUUAUCAUAUAUAUGAGUAUUACAAGGGGAAAUGUCCAGUUUGAAACUUUUUGAAACAACAUUUAUAAAGUUCUUGUAUUGCAAUCUUUGUUGUCAAAGAUUUUUCUUAUAUUUGUAUCCGCAAAAUGAAAUCUAUUACUAUUAGUAUUAUUAGUGGCGUAGGCCAAAACAGAAUUUAUUAAUAAUAUUGCUCCUCAGGUCAGUGAUGGUCAAAGUCAAAAUGAAAUUAUUUAUGGGAGAGGAGGUGAAGAAGGGGAAGAGAUACAGAGGUAAAAGAGUGAGAGAGGGAAAGGGAAAGAGAUGUGAUGAGAGAAAAGAGAGAGAGAGAGUGAAAGGGAGAGAAAGAGAU